AUGUCGUCCAAGAAGUCGUCCCCAAACAAUAAGGCAGCUCCGGAAGGUUCUGUAGGUCGCCAUGGAAACCGCUGGACCAAUGGAAUCGCCCUGGCGCUGUCAGGACUCGCGGCUGUGGUGAGUGUCGUUGCCCUGAUCAAGGUGCAGGAGAUCGCUUCCAUGCAGGACCAGCAAACGGCGUUCCAGACAGAUCUGCAAGGCCUGAGGGAUCAGGUGCUUCUGAUGCAGUUGAAGCAAGAGAAGCGAGAGGCUAAGGACAAGCUGGCUCAACUGAAGACUGGCGACGUGAUGACAGCGCCACCUUUUGGAAAAGUGAGGAGGUGCACCACAGACCCAAGAGGAACUCAGAGGCCAACACUGUACUCAUCCUUGGAAAACGUUCAGUCUAUAUACUGUAUAGACUUCUUCGGAUGUCUGUCAGGACCCCCUACUCAGACUGCUCCUACUACUACUACUCCUGCAGUGAAAGGUUUCACCGUGUGGGCACGGUCGUUUGCAUCUAAAGAUCCCGGUUAUCCAAACACUACUGACAAGUAUGACAGAUCGUACAUCAGCAUCAACGGACAAGCAAGCAGUAUGUAUUGA
Molecule: messenger RNA, 585 nt
Organism: Branchiostoma belcheri (Belcher's lancelet)
Lineage: Eukaryota; Metazoa; Chordata; Leptocardii; Amphioxiformes; Branchiostomatidae
Exons: 4
Coding region: 1-585 (194 amino acids)
Source: RefSeq, a predicted model, not a curated record